Stylonychia lemnae is the source of this 5844-nucleotide messenger RNA. Lineage: Eukaryota; Ciliophora; Spirotrichea; Sporadotrichida; Oxytrichidae. The record is from the annotation of a GenBank genome assembly.
AUGAAUAAAUAAAACUCAGAUGUAUUUGAUGACUCAUUCGGCUUAUAGCAAUAAGAAAUUAGUGCUGUAACAAAAAACAUUAAAGUUGGAAAAAAGAUCAAGUAAGUCAAAAUUGAAACAGCAAAAGCUGAAAUGCAUAAAAACUAAAGUGGAGCAAUAGAUUCAAAAAACUCUUCGUUUAGCUCCUCAGCACUUCAUGGAAGUUUUAAUGACAAAAAUACGAGUAUAAUGCAGGCAUUAAUAAGCUCAUCUAUGGAUUAAUCUCAGGUUAGAAUUAUUCCUCCUGAAGAGCUGUUGUUUGCUCAUAAUAUUUAAAAUUGCGAUACAAGGAGAUCCAUUUAAAACAGACAUUAGAGUUCUUAAGUAGUUCUGUAAAAUAAUGGUAAUAUGCUGUUAAGUUCGCCAACUUUAUCUCCUAAUUAGUCAAAGUUUAUGCAGAGAGGUGGUUUAUAGCCACUUCAAGGCAAAAAAAUAUAUAUGAGAAACAUGACCCAUAAGCAUAACUUGCAGUCUGCAGGAAUAGAUCAUGAGAGUUAAUAGUCCUAAAGGUCAGGCUAGAUAAAGCCUUCUUAUAGACAUGGGUAGACAGUGAGAAGCAAUCUAAGUGGUAUGCAUAUUAUCGUUGCUGAGUUGAAUCACAAUAAUGAAAAUCUGAGUAUGCCACCAAGUGAGAAUGGCUCUCAUAGGUCUUCCUCCGCUAAUAAUGAAUUCCUUAGAAUGAAUAGUUCUAUUUAGAACGUAUAAAGAGCAAUUGGACAUAAUUCAUCUUAUGGAAGUGUGCCUGGUUCACCUGGUUUAAUGAGUUCAGGGUCAUUUAGGAAGAGUGAAAGUCAUUUCAAAAAACAAUAAUCUAACGUGACUUUCUUGAAACUCCAAAACACAAUUAAAGGAGACUAAAAGGAUUUGAACACACCUUUAUUCUAGCAAUUUCCAAUCAGAGAAACUAAUAAGAGUUCAUUGAGCUCGGAAUAUAUUGAUGGAGUUCAUGAAGAUGAUAGAGAAAUUCCAUACUAUAAAAAAUAACUAUCCAAUUUCUAGAGUUAUGUAACCCAAAGGAUGAAGAAUAGGAAUUCUGGGGUUGAGGAAGAAAAGGAAGAAGAAGAUGAUGAAGCUAUGGAUAUCACUAACAAUCUUUUUGCUAGAAGAAUUGACACUCAGAUAACAAUAGAGAAACUGGAGGAUAGAUUUUCUCCAGGAAAGGUUGAGAAAUUUACUGAGCAAAGUGAUAAAGGAGAAUUUAUUGAAGAAAAUAAAUAAUUUGACACUUUUGAUAGAACUGGUACAGGCACAAAUACACUAAAACUCUCUGACUCAAAUGUAAGAGAUACCCCUAAACCUAUCUUGGUGAAUGCUAAGUCUAUAUCUAGCCAGAAAUCUAAUUAAGCUCAUGUUUUCACUUUUGAUUUCAUGAAUUAGCAACUCAAUACUUCAUAGCAAUAGAUAUAGGCUCCAGAGUUAUGCAAGAAUUAGAGCCUAUAAUAAUCUUCAGCAAAGACCUUUGGUCCCAUUCUAGAUGCUGGCUAAAGUUAAAGUAAAAUAAAGAAGAAAAUAUCUAAAAGUGGAUCUAUGGAUAUUGUUGAAAAAUUUCUAUAAGACUAACAGGUUAAGGUCUAAGUAAGCAGUAGUUAUAAGGGAAGAAAUGAUAAGAAUAUGACUGAUAGAACUUAGAAUGUUGAUACUUUGACUGUUAGCGUUUUUGGUGGAAAACGAAGAUCUUAGCAGUAGCCAAAUAACAAUAAUCAAUAAGUAAUAAAUUCAUUGACUGGUUCAAUAAGGAGGUCUCAGACCAUUUCUGAUAGAAAAUAGAAAAAGAAUAGGAAAUAUACAAGGCAAGAUAGAGAAAACUUACUUGUCUUAGAGAAGAUUUAUGAUUAAAUAUUAAGACCUCAGGCGUCUUAAUCUUCUCAAUCGUCUUUAUUCAGAUCAUAUGAAAACAUGAGGAGUUUCAACAGUGAUAUUCAAAAAAAGAGAAUGCAGAUGCAGUAAUUCUCAAGGCAAAGUAGUAGUAAUUUUGAUAAAGAGGCCCCUCCUUAAAACAUUAUCAAUUCAAUGAAUCUACAAAUUCCUUAAAUGAAGAUUGAAGUUUCGAAUCAUAAUCAAGUGUAGAAGUAGUUUAGCUUUAAUUUGGAGUAAAAAUCGCACUAACAAAACAAUAGCAAUUAUAAUUAGAAUAGUAAUAGCUAGGUUGAUAUCUUGUCUUAGGAAGAGAGUCAUAGAGUAGACACGACAAGUAGAAAGCAAGAGAAUACUAGUAGUUCAUCUUCAAGUUCUUCUAGCGACAAUAAAAAGAAUAAAAAUGACAUUACAAUUCAGAUAUUUAGUGCAGCUGAUGAUUUUGACAAAAACAAUUAAAUUUCUAGGUACAAUUCAAUGAACUAGGCAAAGCUCAUAAAUUCUGAUGAGGAAACCAUGUAAAUACUUCAACAACAAGCUUUACUUCACUGUAACACAAUAGUUGAAGUGCCUGAAGAAGAUUAAAAAAGCUCAAUAGCUCUCAGCGAUAAGGGCAGUAAUUCGAGGAAGAACAUUCAAUUCAGCAGAUUUAUAAGAAAACCGACUUCGAGGUAAGGAAACAAAGCGUCUAAUAUGAGCAUAAAUUUCGUCUCUGUAGACCCUAAUCACCCUCCGAAGAUUUAUGAUUUGGUACCUAAGAAAAAGCUCAUUCAAAUAUUUAGAAGAGUAUCAGAAGAAAUAAGUCAGACCCAUUAACUACUUGAUAAACAUAACUAAAUGAUUUUAGCAAGUACAAUUGAAAGAAAUGGAGUUAGUUCUCAUUAAAAGCAGAGCAAUAUUACAGGGACAAGUGAAACCUCUUCCUAAAUGAAUGGACCAGUUCAGGUUUAAUCUUUCAGUAUCUAUGGAACAAAUAUAGAUAAAAACCAUGCUACAUCUUAAUCAGAGCAGUAAUAACCGCAGAGUUACUUAAGCACUCCCAAGUAAGUGUAUCCUGAUUCAGAAUAAAAAGAGUAGGUCACUACACCGGAAGUAAUUACUGCGAGUCCAAAGCUAAGUUCACUAGCUAUGUUUAUUAGAUAAAAUACAAGAGCUAUAAUAGUUGAUGAAGACUCUAGUGAAAAGAAAACAGCUAGUAGUAGAUUAACAUCAAAUCCAAGUGUUGAAGUUAUUAAUCAAGGAUUUGUAAGAAAGAAUACAAAAAUAUAUAGUGGAAGGGGAAAUGGGAAAAAAACUCUCAGAGAAAUUGUCUAGGACUAGAUUAAAACAGCAUAAGUGAAUGGAAGAGCAAGAAAUCGGGAAAACUCAAUGAUUGUCGAGACAAGAUGCCAAAGUCAAGUUACAUCACCUUAUUCUUAAGGACGGAAGCUUAUAAGAUCGGUAAAAAUGCUUGCUAAGAGUACAGAUAACUUGGAAAAGUUGCCGAUCUUAGCUGCAGAAGCGAGAAUGAAUAAUCUCAAGAACAUUCUUAUGCAGUAAUUUGGAGAUAAUCUUAGAUUUUAGGACUAAUCUUAAUCUCAACUUCAAACCAAGAGAAACAGGUUUAAAUAAAGAGCAGCUUUUACACAUUCAAAUACCUCAUUAGGUGAAUCUGCUAAUGACUCAUCAAUAAGAUUGAAUAAUCCAAAGUACUUUGAAAGCAAUGCAAACUUCUAGGAGCAAGACACAAGAGUUAAGAUAGAAUUCCUGCAUAGUGACAACAUCAAUAAUAACGGUGAAUUUAGUCCUUGCUCUUAUACUACUCCUCAUGAUUAGAAUAAUGAUUUACUUUUCUUCAAAAGAACAUAUACUCCAACUUCAAGUGGAGCUACUCCUGAGCAUUCAGUUAAAUUUGGUCUUAGAGAUUUCAACCCUGGAGAUUUUACCUAUGAGCUUUAAAAUAUUGUCAGAGCUUUCAACCAAUCUCCUAAGCAUCGAAGUUACAAUCCAGGCGGCUUCAGGUUAAACCAAUAAAAUAGGCACUUGACUUAGAAUGAACAAGGUAGGAGACGUAAUUCUCAGUUUCCCUCGAAUACUCCGACACACCAAAUAUCCAGCUUAAGCUCUACUAUUCAAAAAACAAUCAAAUCAAGCUUCAUUAGAUCUUAGAGAAAGCAAUCAUUGCCUCAUCAUUUAUUACUAAGAGCAUUGAUAUCCAGUGGGGACAACUUAGAGUUGAUUCAAAAUCAUAAUAACUACCUACUAGCUGAUAGAGACUCACCAUCUGAAAUAUCUUAAAGAUAAUCAUAAAAUAGAGAAGAUAACUAUCUCGAUACAAGUACUAUUAAAACAAAAGUGUCGUCAUAGGAUUAAGAUCAAUAAUAACUCAAUUAUAAUAACAUUAUUCAGAAAUUAGGAGGAUCCUUUCAAAGAUAUUUCAGUUUAAAGGUAAACACUGCUGAUUUAUUGCCAGAGGCAAGGAGAAAUUAUAAGCCAGAGACUCCAGCUGAUAGUAGCAUUAUUAAUAUGAGAGAGUCAGACUUGAGUAAUUAGUUUUAGGAUGAUAAAACCUUGGAAUCUCAGAAAUUAGAGGAUAGUAAGAAGGAAGAUGAGGAUGAAGAGAUCAAGGUCCCAGAUGAUAUAACAAUAAAAAAUGAGCAGAUACAAGCCCCAACAAUCUAUCUCCCAACUUAAAAAAUAAAUUAAGCUAAUGUACUUAAUGGGCUAGGAGUAAGUUUUAGCAAUAGAUUGGAGAAACCUUUCAAGAGACCUGAGAUGAGAAAGUAACCGUCAAAUCUUACCAAAGAAAAUCUAAUAAUGCUUGAAUCCUCUAAACUGAAUAAAUAGAUUGAAAUCCCCUUAGAAAACCCUAAAUUUUCCUCUAGAAAGAAAGUAUCAAUUCCUAAUAUCAAAAGCACAAAGAGUAUUACCACAAUUAGUGCAAUAUCGAGUAAAGUCAACGGGAAGACAUGCAUUAAUUAGUAUCUUAUUAUCUAACCAAUUGGAAGAGGUAAAUUUGCAAAAGUAGUGAUGUGCAUUGAUUAGAAUACUCAGCAGUAGUAUGCUAUGAAAAUAAUGAACAAAAAGAAAUUGAAGAAAAUCUUUGUAGGUAAAAAUAAAUUCGCGUAUGAUGCUGUUGAGACUGAAAUGGCAAUUUUAAAGAAAUUGGAUCAUCCAAAUAUUGUGAGAUUAUAUGAGAUUAUUGAUGAUCCAAAGCAUGAUAAACUUUACUUGAUUACUGAUUUGAUUAAAAAUGGGACCCUUUAAAAGCUAUUGAGCAAAAAAGAUCUGACUGAUAUUUAAAUUAGAAAGUUUUUUAGAUAAAUAAUUCAUGCUAUUGAAUAUUGUCAUGAAAACGCUAAGAUUAUUCAUAGAGAUAUUAAGCCAGAAAAUAUUCUCCUAGAUGAAAAUGAUAACGUUAAGCUCUCAGAUUUUGGAGUUAGUUUUAUGAUGGAAAAUGCUGGAGAUGAUAGUUUGAGUAAUUCUGCUGGAAGUUAUUACUAUUUCAGUCCUGAAGCCUGUAUAGGAGCUUCUUAUAAGGGAAGAAAAUCAGACAUCUGGGCUUGUGGAAUCACUCUAUAUUUCAUGAUAUUCAAGAAGCACCCAUUUGUAUCAAAUCUACUUCCAGAUUUAUUUAGAAAGAUAUAGACUCAGCAGAUAGUUUACCCCUUUGAAUUAGAUGCAAGCCUUUAGGAUCUGCUAACUUAGUGUCUUACAAAAAACCCAGAGAACAGAAUUUCAAUAGAAAAAAUUAAAAAGCAUCCUUGGAUGACUGAUAAUGGGGCUGAUCCUAUGCCUGAAUUAGAAAAGUAAGAGAUUGAAAUAACAGACCAGGAUAAGCAAAAUGCUUUCAGUAAAACCAAAUUUUUGGCUGAGGUUAUUAUGAAAAAGCUAAACAAGAUAUAAUAUGAGAAAAAGCAAGGACUCUAGCAAAUCCGCAUCGAAGAUCUUGAUCAAGAUAGUAAAAAUUGA